AUGGAUGGCGGCGAUAAGAGCUCACAGGCGAGUCUAGAGCUGCGGAUACACACGGCUGAGCAGAGAAAGAGGGAGUAUUGGCGUUCGGCUCUGGCGAAUGCCUCCCUUAUUUUGAGCUGGUACUUCUUUUCGACGAUGAUAUCCGUCUACAACAAGUGGAUGUUUUCAACAGCGCACUAUAAAUUUUCUUAUCCCCUCUUCGUAACGUCGGCGCACAUGAUCAUCCAGUUCAUCUUCUCUGGACUCCUCCUUUAUUUUUGCGGCGAUCGCUUCAUUGCACGCAAGCCAAACGGGCAACGACCAAGGCCGAGCUUCCGGGAUUGGGCCUCAAAAAUCGCGCCUUGUGCGCUGGCGACUGCUGUCGACAUUGGCUUGUCCAAUCUGAGCCUUAAGACGAUCACGUUAACGUUCUAUACCAUGUGCAAGUCCUCGAACCUUGCCUUUGUCCUUCUCUUCGCCUUUCUCUUCAGAUUGGAAGUGAUCCGAUGGCGUCUUGUGGGAAUUAUCGCACUGAUCACGGCCGGCGUGAUCAUGAUGGUCGCAGCCGAGACGAAGUUGGUGCUGGUCGGAGCAGUGGAGGUCCUGACGGCCUCCGCAAUGGGCGGCUUGCGCUGGGCGCUGACACAGAUGCUCAUCGACCGUGAAGGCAUGGGGCUCAACCAUCCCGUUGCGACGAUCUAUUGGCUGUCGCCGAUCAUGGCUUGCGGCCUCGUCGGCGCGAGCCUUGCGUUUGAGAACUGGCACAAAAUCCUCGGCGGGCCUUUCUUCCACGGCGUCGUCCGCUCCUUGCGCACGUUGGGCCUGAUCACGCUGCCGGGCCUGCUUGCGUUCUGCAUGAAUCUCAGCGAGUUUGCGCUGAUCCGCCGUACCUCGGUCGUCACGCUCUCCGUCGCGGGUAUCUUUAAGGAGGUGCUGACGGUGAUCGUCGCGAGCACCAUCUUCGGCGACGAGCUGACACCGAUCAACAUCACCGGCCUGUGCAUCACCCUCAUCGGCAUCGGCCUGUACAACUGGCUGCGCUUCAGGAUACUCACCAAGAGCAGCACGAUACUACAGAGUGGCGCUCGGCAUGGGGGCGAGACAUAUGGGCAAUUGCCUGGCGGAGAGUUCUCCGAGCGCGCAGCAUUCGAGGUAGACGGCGGCGAGGAUGAGGUAGCAGGAGGUGCUGCAUCCUCGCGCUCCCACAGCCGCGCGCCGUCCAUUGCCAUGUCCGAGACACGCAUGGCCGACGCGGAGCUUAGCGAGGCGGAGAAGGAGCGCCGACGGAAACGCGAGGAGGAAGCGAAUAUGGCCGGCUGGGCGACGAGUGGUGAGCCUGCCAUGUGCUUCAGUCUGCUUUGUUCCGCAUAA
Tilletiaria anomala UBC 951 is the source of this 1350-nucleotide messenger RNA. RefSeq names its product TPT-domain-containing protein. The record is from RefSeq and is a predicted model, not a curated record. The coding region runs from base 1 to 1350 and encodes 449 amino acids. Gene Ontology annotation, cellular component: endoplasmic reticulum-Golgi intermediate compartment; cis-Golgi network; Golgi apparatus. Lineage: Eukaryota; Fungi; Basidiomycota; Exobasidiomycetes; Georgefischeriales; Tilletiariaceae. The transcript has 4 exons. Gene Ontology annotation, molecular function: antiporter activity. Gene Ontology annotation, biological process: UDP-glucose transmembrane transport.